AUGGAAGAGAAUAGAAUAUGCGAAAGUAUAGAGUCAUCUAUUGAUAGCAUAUUAUUUAAUGUGCUAUCGGCGGGGAAAGAGAAAAGUAAAAAAACGUUAGAAGAAAUAGAAGAGAUACAAAUAAGUAAUGAAAGAAAUAUGAAAAAUGAAAUAAAAGAAUAUGAAAUAGUUAGUAAGUUAAUAAAUGAAAGAAUAGAAACUCUUCCAGAUAUAAUAAGUCAUUUUAAGGAUUCAAUAAAAAGUAUAUUAAAUGUAGAUGAAGAGGAUUUACCAUUAUACAGUAAUAAGCAGGUAGAGAAUGCUGAUAGUAGUAAUGAUAUAAUAAAAGACAGUAAUGAAUGGAGCAUUAUUAGUAAGCACAACAGUGGUGAAUGUUAUAGCAGUAGCCGUAAUGGGGAUAAAAUCAAUAAUAACAAUAGCACAGAGGGGAAUAUGCAUUUGGAUCUAAUGAAAAACAGUUUUAUCUAUGGAAAUAAUACUAAAAAUAUUAUAGGUAAUGAUCAUAUAAGCAGAAUAGGUAAUGAUAAUAUAAGCAGAGUAAGUAAUGAUAAUAUAAGCAGAGUAAGUAAUGAUAAUAUAAGCAGAGUAGGUAAUGGUGAUAUAAGCAUCCAAUUUUUUGGUAUAAACGAGCUCACAAGUGAAAGAUUAACAACGUCAUUGUCUAAUGUGGGAAAGGAAGCACAAGAAGAAGCCGUACAUAUUGAUGCGGCUCAAGUUGAAAAGGAGGAGGAAGUCACUUCAGGUGAGAGGAACCAUUCCUUUGACGCUUUAUAUAAUAGAGGCUUUUCCAAAAUUAAUAUAUCACAGUUAAAAAAUAAAAUUGAAAAACAACGAUUGACCCUAUCAGAUAUGAACCAUUAUACCAUGAUUAACAGCCUAAACGUUAGCAAUAAUGCUUUAAGAAAAUUGUCGAAUAGUGAAGGUUCUGUACUAUUAAAAAAUAAGGAGAACCAUUCAAUACAUAACACAUUAUAUUUAAUGAAGAGAAACAAUAAUGAGAUUAAAGUAGUACAUGAGAGAAAAGCGAUAACCCAUUCAACUGGAAAUGAGAAAGAUAUAGAAAUGCAGAUAAAUGCAAAUUUGAAUAAUAGUAAUGAAAUAAAGAGAGAUGAUGAAUGCACGUUGAGCAGUGAUGUGCAGGGUUUGCUUAGUUCAAAUAGGAAGAAGUUGGAAGAGGAUUUUAUUUUAAGGAAAUCAAAAGGGAAUGCUAAUAUUGGUAGUAGUAGUAGUAGUAGUGGCAGUGGCAGUGGCUUCACUGGUGAGGAGGACAAACAUUUAAGUAAUUGCGUUAGAUUUUUGGAUAAUAUAAACGAAACUAACGACAAAACAUCAAAUUUACAAAUAUCGUAUGAGAAAAAUAAUAGUAGUAGUUGUAGUAGUUUGAAAAAAAUGAAAGAACAUUUUGGUGAAAUUGAUUUAUUAUACGACUUGAAGUCCUCAUCUAUAUCAGUAAAAGGAAAUAAUAACAAAUUUUUAAUUCAAAGUAGUAAUUCCAAAGAGUUUAACAAAAUGACAACGAGCGAUGAUGAAUACUACUUGAGCAGUAGUGCACAAAUGAUAGUAAGUAAUGAAGCUGAAAAAAUGGAUGGGUGUGUGGGAGUAAACAAAGUAAACCGAAUGGAUUCGCAUUACUUUUCCUAUGAGAGGGAGGAAGAGGGUCAUAUGCAGGAAGAAGUGGGUGAUAGAGAAGAUAUGGAACACAAUGAGGAACAAAUAAGGGGAAAAACAAGAAAAAAAAAAAAAUUUAUAGAAACUGGAAAAGAGAGUAAUGAUAUAAUUCUGGGAAAUGGAACGGAAGAAAGAAGGAAGGACAGUUUAUUCCUUAACAACAUUCAGAGUAGUAAUACAUCAUGUAAAGAGAAUAGUUAUAGCAGUCUUAGCAAUGAUUUAUUACUGCACAAUAAUAUAAGCAGUAUGUUGUAUUAUAGUGAGAACGAAAUAUUAAACUAUACGGUUAAAAAAAGAUAUUCAAGUAAGGUGAAAAAUGUAGUUAAUGUGAGAGAAGUUUUACUAAGAUUUACAAAGGUUCGGAUAGGAAAGAAUUUCAAAGGAAUGAUUGAAAAUUAUGAGAAGUUCUACAUAUGCUAUUGUGUUCCAGUUACCUACAAAACUCUACCUAACAGUAGUAUAUAUUGUCAAAAAAGGGGACAAAGUUUAAAUGCACAUUUUUUGAGAAGUUCAAAAUUAAUAGAAAAAGAUUUGAAGCGUGCAGAUAUAAUUGAAAAAAAAAAAAAAAAGCCUUUUCAGAAUGGUGUUGGUAAGAGCGAUAAAAUUAUGAGUAAGUACAGAAAUUUCACAGGAAAUAGAAGGAGAAAUAUUUUAGAGAAGGAUAGAGUUAUAUAUGACAAUUGUCAUGUUGAAAGUAAAAAUAUUGAUAACAACAUCAUUGAGUUUUUGGAAGAUGUAUACCAUAAGGUGAAUAGUGAUAUUUUCGAUCAAGUAGAGCACAUCCCAUUUUUGCUGUGCGCUGUGGUUGAAAAAAGGGGAUUAGGGAAAGCGCCAUUAGUGGGAGCGCUAGGAGUGAGUGCAGCGGGGGUAGGUACAAAAGUGGAGGACUCGACUUCCUGCAUGCUGAAGCAGAAAAAUAGAAACAUUGUGAAGCUGUUGAACUACCCAUUUAUUAUCCCCGAUAAUUGUGAAAUACUUGGAUUUGCCGAAAUUCCCUUUAUCCCUAUGCCGAAUAUAGAAGUACAAAUAAAAGAAUUGACUAUGUCUAAUAAUUACAUCUCUGAUUUUAUUAAGGGCUCUUUUGUUUUAUUUUAUUUAUAUUUAAAUAUAUUUGAAAAGGAAAGAAAUGAACAAGAUAUUGCUCAUGAUAAAAGGGCAUUAGUGAUUGGUAGUAAAGUAUUAGAUGCAUGGGUUUUUAGUAGUUGUUAUGAAGGUAUUCAAACUGAUGGUGAUAGUAACGAAUUUAAGUACAUCUCUUGUGUUGAUGGCACCCAUAAAGGGGGGAAUUACAAUAGUGAAGGACUUAAGAAGGAAGACGGUAAUGAUUGUACUGGUAGUAGCAGCAGUAGUAGCAGUAGUAAUAGUAAUAAUAAUGUUCAUCUCCUUUCUGAUUUAAUAGAAGAGGGGCAUGGCGGAGUUAGCGAAUGUUCGAGACUACCAGGCAAAUUGAAGUGCAACGAAGGGGAGAAUAACACUGUAGUAGGGUCAGUGAAAGAUGUGGAAGUAGAUGAAGAAAAAAAUGAUAUGAAAGAUAAAAAGGAUGAAGCGAAUAGGAACGUCAUCCAAGUUAACGAAGUCAGCCAAAUAAACCAAAUCAACGAAGUAAAACAAAUCAACGAAGUAAACCAAAUCAACGAAGUAAACCAAAUCAACGAAGUAAACCAAAUCAACGAAGUAAACCAAGUAAGCGAAAUCAGCGAAGAAGGGGAGGAAGUGCUUUACAUAUACAUAGACAAGAUUGUAAAUUUGUCCAAGAGAGUUUUCGAAAAUUUGUCUAUAUGUGUAAGAUUUUAUAAAGAUGAGAAAUAUUCGUAUAAAAGUUUCAUCUUAAAAGAGGAAAAAUUCUUUGACAUAUUACUAUUUUCUAAAAGAAGGUUAAAAGAUAUACAUGAAGUAAUUAUAGAAAUAUGGUCCGAGUGUGAGAGGAAAGAAGGGAAAGAUUGUAUGGGUAUAUUAAAAAUAAACAUUAAAGAGAUUAAAGAAAAUAAGAAUAUUAUGUAUUUAGAAAAAUAUUUAGAAUUAACAUUCCGAUUUUAUGAUGAUAUUAAUUUCAUGUUCAGAAUUAUUUUACUUAGAGGACUAAAACAUAUAUAUGAUAAUGUCAUGCAAUUUUGUAAGGAAUAUAUUGAAAAUAAUGAAACAGAUGCAAGGAAUUUUUUAUUAAGUGAAGACACUAAUAAUAGAUGUGAUUCAAAAGUAGGUUCUUUUAAUUCACAUCUAGGAAUAAGUGAUUCGGGUUCUUUUCUAUCCCUAAACGAGCAGUAUUUUAUAUAUGAUGAGGCACACAUAAAUAAUAAUGAAUUUUAUAUGUACGAAAUACAGAGGGAGAUACUGAGAAGGGGUAUCCGCAGCAGCACAAUCGUUAAUAACAUUUUAUCCAGGAGAGAAAGCAGGUGUGUUGCGUCAGAUGUAGGUGUAGGUCAUGAUAAUGGCUACAGUGGUAACAGUAGUCACAGCGGUAACAGCGGUAACAGCGGUAACAGCGGUGGUAAUAGAGAUGAUGAUAGCGAGUGCGAUAACUUUUCAGAGGUGCGUGAAUAUGCAGUGCGCAGUGAUGUCGGUGCUAAAGCAGGGGGAUAUGAAACAAACAAAUGGGAUGCACCUGCGGAUGGAAGCCGUACUAAUUUCCUCAAAAUCGAACUGAUUAAAGAAGAACUGCUGCUAUGCGGCAUGGGGGAAAGCACUGUUGAUCUGUUAGUAGCCGACUUGAUGAAGUGUUCCAUUAAAAAGAACACUGAAUAUGUAUUGAAGAACAAUCUUGAAGAGUACAUAAAUAAAAUAUAUGAUAAGUGGGAAAAGCUAUCAAAUAAAUUAUUUUUAAAAAAUAAGAAAAAAAUGGGUUUAAAUGAUAUAUGUGAAUAUUUAGAUGGGUUAUAUCUAGAUGAUGAUAGUUAUUUAAGUAAGGAAGAUUUUUUUUUAUUUUUUCAAGAUGUGGGUAUAGUUUUUGUUGAUUCUACAGUAUUUGAUGAGUUGUGUUUAUUAUUUUAUGAUAGAGAAAAAGAAGAAAUACAUUUCUCUUUAUUUUCUUCUUUGAUUAUAAAAAAAGGAGUAGAGGAAUUAAAAAAUAUGGUAUAUGGAUAUGACAUUUUGUUAAAAUUUUUUGAAUUUUUAUGUGUUCAUAAUAUUACUGUUGAAUAUUUAGAAAAUGAAUUAUUUAAAAUUAUAUUACAAAAAAAAAAUUAUUAUUCUGAAAAAAUAAAAAAAAAUAUUUCUACUAAUGUUUUGAUGGAUUCAAAUAUUGAUUGUACUAAGCCAAAUGAAAAUAUAAUAAAUUUUUUAAAAAAUGACGAUAAUAUAUGUUCAUGUACGUCUUUACUUUUUCUUCAUUCCAUUCGUUUUAUUUUAAAAAAAUAUAAUAAUAAUGAUUUUACAACAUACGAUUUAUUUUUUUUAGUUAAAUAUUUAGUGCAAAGUCAACACAAUUACAUUAUUCCAGAUAUGUACAUUUUUGUUAACGUUAUUAAAGGGAUAGAGAAAGUGAAUAUAACCUUCUUCUUGUGUCUAUAUUAUAUAUAUAUGAGUCAACACCAGUGGAAUAACUACAAAUGUGUACGUGAUAAGGAAGAAGUGGUUAAUGUAGGUAGUGAAAAAGAAGUAGACACUGUGGUUGAAGGGAAAAAAUCAUUUUACAGGAAUGAUAUUAUUAACGUUCACAAGUAUAAAUUAAAAACAGAUAAGUACGUCAAUGGUGUGAACAAGAAGAGGGGGAAGGGUAGUCACUUUGGCAAUAGCGAACCACGCAAAUAUAAGUGUAAUCAUGUAAAGAGGGAGGUAGACGCAAAGGGGGCACGCCUGAUUAGCGGUGUGAGCGCAAUGAACGGUGUAGAUGGUGUACCUUCCAAAUACAAUGACAAUAACGACUCUCCUUUGUCAUCUGUAGACUCCUCCGAUGGUUCAAACGAUGAUAUGUCCGAAAAUGAAGGAAUAAGGAACGAAACUAACGAAAAUGGUGUAGAUGUAAAUGAACAAAGAGACGAAACUGGCUUGGUCAAUAGCUACUGCUACAAAGAAAGGGAGGCAGAACGAAAGGAAAGAUCAUAUAUAAAUGAUAUGGAACAUAUGGGUAAAAAAGAAAAGCUAACCAUGUGUAUGCUAAAAAACAAUGAGAAAGAUUGUAGCCCCUAUGAAGAGGAUACAAACGAUGGGAAAAACACUGCUCAAAGAAGCCGCAAUUCUGGUAAGGGGAAAAUGACAUUACUAAUAAGAAAGGGAUAUGCUAAUAUGAAGAAAAAUACUGUAAGACGAAAUAGUGAACAACGUUUUCAAGAUUGUGAUACAAUUAAUAGUAAGGAGUUAUUGUAUCAUAUGGGCAGAUCAUCCUCCAUAGGUGGGUGUGGUGAGAAGGAGGAGGAACAGGAAGUGGAAGUGGACAAAACGGAAGAUAAGAAGAAAAGUAUUCACUGGUGUAAGCCCAGCUUUACGAACUAUAAAUCUGAUAGGAAUAGGAACUUACAAUAUGCAGAUAAUGCAUGUACCUCGGAUGAGCAUUCACAUAGAUAUGUUGAUGUUAAAAAGGCUAAUUGUGAGAACAGAAGAAUAUUUUCGCACUAUUACGAUAACAAAAAUAGAAAAAAUAGAAAAAAAAGAAAAAAAAGAAAAAAAAAUUUAAUCAUGUAUAGAAAAGACAUACAAAAGGGCGUGAAACAGGGACUGAUCAUUUUGCAUAGUCGAAUUGUUAGCGGUUUGAGUAGUGUGGAAUGUAUAUCUGAGUUGUUAUAUAAUUAUUUCAAGGGUACAAAUAGAGAAAGAAGAAAAAAGAACAAUAAAAUAGAAGUGUUAAAACUGUUCGAUCAGAUUGGUCUCUACAUAUCGUACGAUAUUGCAGUGGGUAUAUUAAAAUGGUAUAUAAAACAGACAGGUGCAAAAGAAGGAGAUGAAAAGGGUGUAAACUUAUCUACAAAUGGUGUGAACCAGUGCAAAAAGGAAGUGGAUGAUAAUGAUGAUGAUAGUGAUAGUGUUAGCGGUAGCAACAGUAAUGAUUUUAUCAGUGGAGGAAUUUCACAUUACACAGUUAGAACCCAUAUAAAUAAUAUUAACAGAAUUGUCCACAAAUAUUCAUUUGAUGAAACCAUUGGAGGUAUUAUGUUUUCUGGUAGUGCCCUAGAAUGUUUUUUUACCUUAUUAAAAGAAAGAAAUAUAAAUAUAAAUAUAUUUGCUAAGAAGAAUAUUUUUACCUAUACUGAUUUUUAUAACGAAAUAGAUAAACUCAAGUUGACAUUUUCAAAAAAUUAUGUACGCCUUUUAUUUUGUAAUUUAUUAACAUAUGAUCUAACAUCCUUUAAUAGUUUGAAUAGCAAGCUGAUUUUUUUUGACUCUAUUGAGGAGUACUGGAUGAAUUGGAAUAAAUUAAAUUUUGAGUUCUAUAAUGCACCAAGCGUUGAAGCGAAGAUAAGCAAUCCACGGCUCAUGCUGAAUGAUGUGAGGAGAAAGAGAAAGCAGUUGGCCAUGUGUAGCGGUGGGGAAUGCAGCAAUGAGUUGAAUAGCAAGAGCGUAACUAGGUUGUGCCACUUCUUUCCGCCUAGUAAUGAAUCACUCAUAAGCAAGAAGAACUCCAUUUUGAAUAAAAGAAGAAGUACGAGUAUGCAAAACGUUAACUUGUACGAUUUUUUUUUCUUACCAUUAUAUAGCUUGUUCUUUUACUUUUCUGAGAAGGAAAUGUUGGGAGGAAUUCAGUUAAUAAAAUAUUUUUUUAUGAACAUAUUCAGGUAUGAAAUAAACUCGGUGAAUAUAAAUGAUUACAUGAAUAAGUAUUAUACUUUUUAUGAUUUUUUUCAAAUGUCCAAGGACAUGCUAUUGUACAACUACAAGCAUAACGAUGACGCUCUCUUUAGGGAGGAUUUUCUAAGGUUGAUUAUACUCGUGAACAGAGGUCCUAGCAAACGCAGCAGUCGAAGUAGCUACAGCAGUUGCAGUAACCGUAUACACCGUAGCAGUAGGAACGGAAAAGGGGGUGGGAAAGGAAAAGGGAAAGGGAAAGGAGUGGAGUCAUCAUCUAGGCUUCAAACAUUAGUACAAAAAAAGAGUCAUACGUUUUCAAAAAAUUUUAAAAAAAAUUUAAGCGUAAUAACGAGAGAUAUAUUAAGUCUAGAAACAAAUAUAGUAAGUGUGUCUAGGUCCAUAUUUGACAUUCACCAGAGGAUAGAUAUGCAUAAUGGUAGUGGCAUCCACCACUACAACAAUAGUUACAGUGAUGGUAUGCUUCUCGACUCGGAAGGACACACGCAAAACAAGGAUGACGUAAUAUUAAAUUUUUUUAAAAAGAACAGAUAUGUAGUAAAAUAUAUGCGUGAAUACUUUUACGUCUUCGUUUUUUUUAGCAAAAUUAUGAGUAGCCGUGGCAGUAGUUGCAACGGUAAUAAAAGCAGUUCUUCUCAUUUGCAUUUUAACCAAAAGAAAGGUUUGCUAUACCUGAAGAAGUUAAAGGAAUACACUUUUCAAAAAAUGGCUAUAGUAAUGAAAGGAGAAGAGAUGAGUGACCAGUUAAGCUGCGCACCACGUGGACGUGAAUGUGAACUUGAACAUGUACAUGUGAAUUCAACUUAUGAAAAAAAGUGGAAGAACGCGUUAAAUUACUUUCCGUUUUUGUAUCAAGAAGUGUACAUAUGUUAUACAGCAGAAAAGUUUACAAGGAGGGAAUAUAUGUGUGUAAUUUAUCCCUAUCUUCUACUUUUAACAGAUUUUACCAAAAAAGUAAUUCACAUUUAUGAACAUGAGUAUGUACAAUUCAUAAAUAAAAUAUUUAAUUUUGAUUAUUCUAAAAGAAGUAAUCGCAUUUUGUUUUUACAUCGAAUUGAAAAUAUUAUGACCAGGUCAGGAAGUUUCGAUUCAAAGGAAUGGAACAAGAUAUACAGCAUGUUUGAAAUAUUUGACAUACAGGCAAACACAUUUUUUUUAAAUCUUUGCAAUAUUUUAGAGGAGCACAAUUACAUUUUGUCAAAUAUUAACGAUAAAAUAAUUUUCAAUGAUAGCAGAAAAAGCUUAUGGUUCAUUUUCGAGGAGAGCAGCGGUGAUGACACAACUGAUGAUGAGUACAUGAAUGACUACUGUGCCAGUAAUGAGGGGGAAAUAACAAAGAAAAGCAUAAGCAGGAUGAGCAUAAGCGCGCGAACGAAAAAGAGAAGAAAGGGGAAAUCCCCUUUAAGUAUAGAACAGAAGAAAGACCUUUUUAUAAAAAAUUUAAAAUACUUUAUUUGCUUUAACAGUGUGGUGCUGUAUGAUUUAUCAGGGUACAAUCAACAAUAUAUACACAACUAUAUUACGAAGGACAAGAUGUUCAUAAAAUAUAUUUCCCAGUUGUACAUACGAAUACUAUUCAAUGAAUGUAUAUCAACGGGAUUAAAUAUAAAUCGAUUAUUUAGAAAUAUAAAAACAAAGAGUUCAUUUAUUAACAUUUUGUCGAAAAAUUUUAAUCAUAUAUUUUCUGAAUAUGACAUUGAUAUAUUUGCAAAAAAAUAUUCAUUUGUUGUAGAUAUGUCAUCCCUUCAUUUGAGUGCUUAUCAUAAUAUUAUAUCAUCAAAAGAUUUUUUAAAAGACCUGUACAGACAAGGUGAAUAUUAUAAUGCACAAUUAAAAAAGAAAUUAUUUGAAUUUUUUUUAAAAAAUAGUUAUGUUUUUUUAAAAAAUUAUGAGGAUAAAAAAGAAAAUCAGCAUUUAAUAUCUUGUGAUAAUUUUAAAAAUAUAUUAUCUGUUAAUGGAAUUUUUUUAUCAUGGGCAGAGUUAUAUGACUUUUUCCAACCCCUCAACAAGUAUUGUGUUAUUUAUGAUUAUAAAAAAUAUGAUUGUAAUAAGACAGGAAAGCCAAGUCCAUAUAUAUUGAAGGCAUAUAUUAAUGUAUCAAAUUUGGUUAUGAUAGCGGAUAAAUUAUACACACAAGGCGAAACGUUGGCAUAUGAUCAGGAAAUGAAAAAAGAAAAGGGGGUACAUAAUAACGAUACACAGUGGGUGUACAGUAAGGAGUUGGUAACAGUUCCUAGUAGGAAUAUACAAGUAGAAGGAUAUCGAUCUGAUGAACAAUAUCUUGAGUUAGACAGUCAGAAUGGAAAAACGCAUGCGUACAAUGGUGUGAAAGAGGAAGAAGAGCGAGAAGGAAAAAAAAAAGUAGUAGAAAUUAAAGAUAUUAAUGUUAAAAAUGUAAAAUAUGGCGUAGCAUGUGUAGAUUCGUACCAUAACAACAUGAAUAAAAAUAAUGAUCGCUUCUUUACAAAAUUGAAAGUGUAUGAUAAAAAUGAGGAGCUACAAAAAAGUGGACACUCAAAGGAGAACAGAGAUAAAGAAGUUGAGCAAAGUAGAAGAGUAAAGAAAAAUACAUCUCUUGUGUUAAUGAAUAAUAAGGAAGAUAAGAUGAAGAAGCGGCACAGCGAAUCGUCCCCAAAUUACGUAGUUAGUAGGGGAGAAGGACGAGAAAAAAAACAAUACUGCAUAUUGCACAGGGGAGAGUACGUGGAUGUAGCUGACACAAUGGAAUGUAUUAGCACAAGCGUACGGGGAAAAAAGGACGAGUAUGUAUACGCCAAAUAUAGCAAAUUUACAAACAUGCAUUCGAAUUUGUUUAAAUCGUCAAGUAAUUUUUAUUAUAAUUUCAGCUUUAACACUCUGACAUUGGAGAGAGUAUUAUUUUUGUUAUUUUUAAAAAUGAGUAAUUUAAUGAUAAAGAGAAAAUUAAAAUAUGAACAUAUAUAUUUUGGCAUAAAGAACAUACACGAAGAACAUAUUAAAAAGAAGGAAAUGAAAAAUGCUUGUGCACUGUUGUUAAACAUGGGAGGAACAGAACUAGACGAUAUAAUUCCAGAUGAUUUUAUUUUAUAUGAAAAGGAUUUAAAGAAUGGGAUUCACUUGAACGUUUUUUGUCUAAGGAAAUGGUGCAGCACACUGUUUGAUGGAGUAGAAGGGAAUUUUUAUGAGGGGCAUACAACUGAGCGGUUCUUAUCAGAGGGACAUUGUUCUCCCUCUAUUUCCAUACGUCGUUUUGUUCUUUUUUUCGAAAGAGAAAAAGGAGAUAUAACCUUUUCGAACUACCAUUUUGUAUACAAUUUUGCUUAUGAAUGGGUGAAUUAUAUGAACAUAAAAAGUGAGUACAUAUGCAGAGAAGACUGUGAAAAUUUGUUGAGUAAAUUCUCACUGGAUGAUUUUGGCAAGAACGUCAGGAAGAACAGGGUGCAGCAUGUCGAAGCAGGGGGAGAAUCGGGAGAAGAAGUUGAAAUAUUUCAAAUAAAGGAUGACACAAUAGGGCAGAAUCAUUUAAACGAAAAGCAGAAUGAACCGAGUGGCGUGCAUCAUAAGGGGAGGGAACAUAUACAAAGAGGAGCGAUAGAUGGGAAAGAUGUCUUUCCUACCAUCUUGAAAAAUAGUAUUAUGGAGGGACAAAGUACACCUAGCGUUCACAUGAUAAGAGAGAAUGAAAAGGGGAAAGAGACAGGAGUAGAAAUAGGCCUAGAAGCAAAAAUAGCGGAAGAAGUAGCGUCUAAGGGUGGAGAUGACGCAUUGUAUAACAUAGUUUUCCGGGAUGAAAUGACGAAGCUGUUUGAAAAAAACAUAAAGGGGAAAUGGAGGAGAAUACUGUUACCCAUAUUCGACUUAAAGGUAUUUUAUUUGCAUCAUUUUAAAAUAAUGAUCCAGGAAUUUACUGGUGUGAGUAAAUUCAUCCGGAAAAUAACAAGCAGUUGUGAGGAAAGAAAAGGGGAAGGAGAAGGGGUAAACAAUUCAAAAAAAGAAAAAAGAAGACAAAGAGAAGAAGGAAUAUUUUCCUUAAGCUACUUUUGUUGCUUCGGGAUGCAGGAAAUUCGUAUCAAUAACAUUUUAAGUGAAAAAGGUAAAUACACAAAUGAGGAUAAAAAGUACAGUGAUAUAUCAUGUGUCAAUUAUGCACUUGAACACAAAUUUUCAACAAUAAGAGAAAAGGAUAUAUUGACACUAUUUGAGAAGAACAAGGAAGUUUUAAAUUUAGAGUUGUUCUAUAAUGAUAAGAAAGUAGCUGAGUCAGGUUUACAUAUUUUGGAGUUUUUUUCAAUUAUGAAAAGUAGAGUAAACAAGGAUCAUAAGAUUCUAUGUUUUGUACCAUUAAAUAAAGAAAGUGAUAGAGACAUUUUAUUUUUAGAUGUCGAUAUAUACUAUCAGAGGAACAAAAUGUUUUCUAAUUUACCGAUUUUUGAAACUAAGCAUGGUCAUGUUAUUAAUAAAAAUUGUAAUAAUUUAGAAUAUAUGGAUAAUACAAAUAGCAGCCAAGUAGAACCGGUCAAGCUCAUAAAUCACUCUUUAAAAAAGGAUGUUUUUUCAAAAGAGAGAGAUAUGCCAUUGAAAAAGAUGAUAAAAUUUGAAGAGGAAAUUUUGACUGAGCGUGGUGUACACCAUCGGACGAUAAGUAGUGAAGAUAAGGAUAGAAAGAGGGCAUAUUGUAGUUGUUUAUCACAUUGUACAGAGUUCCAUUGUAAGGAGCUCGUGCAGAUAGGUGGAGAGAGUAAUAAUGGAGAGUGCAAAAAGAAAGCACUUUUUUCGCUUCAGAAUAAUGCAGUGAAGAAAAAUUAUAGUGGUGAGUAUGUGUUGAUGACAAAGGGUAAGCAGGUAAUACCAACAUUGAGGAAAAGUAUUUGUGUUGAUGGGGAAGAGAAAAAUGGUUACUACUGCUGUGCAGAGAAGGGAAGUUUGCAAGAUAAAUACAAACUGGAAGUUGGUAAAGCGGUAGAAGGAAGGGGGAACAUUGUAGCGGGUAAAGGCAGCCACAGGGUGAGCAUCAUCAUCAACCGCAUAACCAUACCUGUGUAUUUGCUGAACACACUGAGCAGGAAAUUUAUGGAACGGAAGGGAGUGAAGUGUACGAAGGGAGAUAAAAAAGGGGUGGCAUCUAACGAAGUGGUAGGGUCUAACGAAGAAAUGUUCAUCGCAAUGUACGUAGAAGUAUAUGAAAAGAUAGAUGAGGAGGGAAAAGAACAAAAAGAAAAGUAUGAACUACUUUCAUGUUCAGUUCCAAAAAUAGUUAGUUAUAAUGAGGAGUUCCUUCUUCCCAAUGAUAAGAUUGAGAAGAGCGCUGCUUCGUGCAGAGGUGCAUCAUACGGAGGUAAAUCGUACAAUGGUGCUGCUUACAUAUCGAGUGGGUCCCACAAUAUCGACAAUAAGCAGAAGAGCAGCGAAGGUGGUCCUUCCUAUAGUCCAUCGAAUGGACCUGCAAACAAUGGGAACCACUAUAAUUCUGGGGUGGAUGCAAAACAGAAAUUUGCCAAGAAGCAGGCUUAUGAGGUAUCGUUGAAUAGGCAAAAGAGUUAUUGGGCAGAUAAAGCAGCUGCAGCUGCAUCGUCAGGAAAAUUCCAGGAGGGAGUACAUCCUGUGGUUUCCACGGGAAUAGGUAAAGAUGGUGAGAACAGUCCAAAUGGACAAAGCGAACGGAAUGAUCUACAAGAUCCGAAUUGUCCGAGUUGUCCAAAUGGGCGAAGCGAACGGAAUGAUCUACAAGAUCCGAAUUGUCCGAGUUGUCCAAAUGGGCGAAGCGAACGGAAUGAUCUAAAAGAUCCGAAUUGUCCGAGUUGUCCAAAUGGCGAAAUAUCUCACCCCUCUCAGUCAGUGAGAAGAGGAAGAAAAUGUAGGGGGAAGAAAAGAAAAAAAAUAAUGAAAUUGAUUCAAAAGCACCUAAAUACAUGCAACCUUAAAAUAAAUCAUAAGGAAAUUAUGAAGAGCGGAAAAUUAUAUGUGGAGGGGAAAAUAAAUGUAAGGGCAUUAGUCUCUUUUAGAUGCUAUUCUGAAGACUUAAUUAUUGGUGAGCAUUAUUUUAAAAUUAAAAACAUGUUAUAUGAAAAUGAAAAUGUAAGUUACUGUUAUGAAAAUCUUUUUCAUUCUAUUUAUGCCACAUCUUUUUUACAUGAAGAGAGUGAUAGGGAGAAGGAAAUGAUAAUGAAUGACGAUCAGAUUGUAGGAAAUAAAAAAGUCCGGUCUUCUGAAUGUCUACUAUAUGAUGAUCCUAUUAAACGAAACUGUAUGCAAAUGGUUGCACUAUCAGGUAGAGAAGAAUUGUCAUUACAGAGUGUAGAAGCAGACGAGGGAAUAGAGCAACAACAAAGUGCAAAUGAUAGCAUUGGUGUUAAUCCAGUGGUUAGUGUUGAGUUGAUUAAAGGGAUUAAAGAAAAGAAAGUUAUAGGGUAUAUAUUAUAUCAGUACGAAAUAAAGGAAGAAAAAACAGAAGAGAAAAGUAAAAAGACAAGUGAACAGACGAGUGAAAGGACAAAUGAAAAGACAAAUGAAAAGACAAGUGAAAAGACAAGUGAAAAGACAAGUAAACAGACAAGUGAAAAGACAAGUAAACAGACAAGUGAAAAGACAAGUGAAAAGACAAGUGAAAAAACAAAUGAUACGUGUAGCCGAAAAAGGAUGCAAUAUUCCCUACCGAACUUUAUAAAGAUAUAUUUUAUAAAAUGCAAUAAAAAUAAUAUAAAUCAGUUAAAUGAAACAAAUGAAAUCUGGCAUAAAACAAUAUUUGAAAGAAUGUUUAGUGAUAUAUUGAGAAAAGUACAUUAUAGAAAAUAUGUAAAUAUAAAUAUGGUUAUAAAGUGUUUGAAAGAAUCCAAGUAUUAUUAUAGUUAUAUAAACUACCUUAACAAGUUUUUCAGCCAUUUUGAUGAUUUUGAAAAUUCGCUAUAUUUCCCUUUAGAAAAUAUACUACUGAUACUAGCACUGAGAAAUUUGUCCUUUCAUUUUGUUAACUCCCUUAACUACUUUUUUGAAGAAAUUCAAAAAUAUUUUCUUAAUGUAAACGAGCUAGGUAUAGUCGAGUGGUCCUACUUGCUCAAGUGCGUUCUGAAAUCACAAAGUAAGUUUCUACAAAGGGAAAAACGGAAGAAGAAACGCGCACGAAAUGGGGGAAGAACUAGUGCCAUUUGGGGAGAAAAAAGCGGAAGACAGUAUGGUAGUAGAAAGCACGACGAAAAGGAAAGAUCUAUGUGGUUAGGUAGCAGAAACGAGACGAAGAAUUUACCCAUUUUGUCGGAAAAGUCUAAGUCCAGCUAUAUCACAUCUGUAUCAUCUAUCUCUUCUGUAUCAUCCAGUACCCCGUUGUACACUUUCACUGAGGCGAGCACAGAUGACAGUUCCGUGUUAUUUGGAAAGAAGCAAGAUAUAAGAGGAAAACGACAAAAUAGAAGACCAAGUAGGGGAAGGUUCAACAAAAAUAUUCUAAAUGAAAAAGAUUGGUGCUUGCUAAAUAAUCGGGAUAUGUGGCACUUGCACUAUGAUGGUAAGAAUUACUUUUAUCUUCCCCUUUUUUUAAACGACAUAGUAAUGUUUUAUGGGGAGAGUAACAAUAAGUGCAAUAAAGGUUGUAGUAAUAAAUACACAAAUAAUGCCACUAAUAGGUGUAAUAGAUGUAAGAAUCGUAAUGAUAAUAAUAACGAUUAUGUUUUAAAAAAUUUAGAAGAAUGCACCGAAUUUUCCAUGCUCAACAAUCGUUCCCACGUUAUGAAGAAGGUGCCUUUUGCGCAAAAUAAAAAUUUUAACGAUAUGAAUGCAGUCCGUAAAUAUUGUUCAGGUAAAGGGAGAGGUAGUCACACGAGAAACGUUUCCCAGGUAGAAGGAAAAUUAGGAAAUCGGAAAAAAAGGAAUGAGAAAAGAAGGGAAGACAGAUCUGAAGGAAGACAAGAAGAAAAAACACAUGAUUAUCAAAAAUUAUGUUUAAUACCCCGUGGGAAGUAUUUCCCAUUGAAUGGGUACCCAUAUUGCAUUCAUAGACAUAGAAAAAGAAAUCAUAGUAGCACAAAUGAAUGUAAAAAUUUUAACAGUGAAAUUAAUAAAGAUUUAUCAUUACUCCGAGUUUAUAAUAUGCAAGAAGACAACAUGGACCACUCAACAUACAGUUAUAUAAAAAAUAAAUGUAACAACAACUCAAGUGGAAUUGCUAGAAGGAAUAUAUUAUUACCUAUGGAAGAAGGGUUGACUAAGGGUAUGUUUAGGGACUCUUCUCACAUUUUAAAUGGACACAGGAAAAAAACUUCGAUAUACCAGUACAACUUGUUGAACAAGACAGAUGAGGAGGUAUAUGCUACAAAUGAAUCAUAUGAAUCAUAUGAGAUGAACAAUAUGAAUGCAAAUUUUAAGGAAAGCGGGGCGCAAGAUUACAAAAGAAUAAAAGAGUUUACCAUGCGGGAAGAUGGAACAAAGCAGAAGGGAAUAAGUGUUCUACUAAAACAGAGAAGUGGUACAUCUGAAAUAUUAGCAAGAAGAACGAAAUUUGUAAGAAAGUCCAAAAAGAACAACAACGAGAUGAACAACAAUGUAGAUUUGAGUUACAAAUAUAAUAUAUAUGUAAAAGCGAAGAAGAUAUUGCACCCAAUCCCCUUGAUUAAUCAUAAAAAACCUAACAUAUUUUUAUCCUUCCAAAUAGUUUUAAAUAAUUAUGAUUUUAUAAAUAAAAAUGAUCUAUUCCCAUUUAUUAUAAAUAAAAAAAAAAAAUUUAUAAUAAACAAGGUUCAAGCAACAAGUGAUAUAUUUUUUAAUGGUUCCUAUUCUUUGUUGAAUACUUCUUUCAUGUUGAACUUACCCACUAGAGAAGAAUUAAAAAAAAUAUUUCGUAUGGAGUCAGAUUCAACUUUUGAUGAUUUAAAUUUUUAUUUACAUAAUUUAUCUUUGCAAAUAUGUUUUUAUCAUAUUCCUAAUGGUAUGCCAGACAGGGGGCAUGAUGCCUUCAAUUACAAUGACUGUUCAGGUGUAACGUCUAUCAAUAGCAUAUGUAGAAGCAGAGAUAAUAUGCUUAUGGGUCGGACUGAUUAUGAUUACAGUUCAAGGAAGUUGCACAAGGGAAAAAAGGAAAAAAAGAAAGAAAAAUAUGAAAAAAAUGGAGCAGUGCUAAUUGCCACGGCAGUAAUCCCCCUAAGUGUUCUUUCGAGAAAAAACAAAACGAAAGUGACAGCUCCUUUAGUUUUUUCCCCAUUUUUUACUACACCCAUUGAAAAGAAUGAAGUUCAAGUUGUUCUUAAAUAUGAUAAGAUGAGCACAAUCAAAUCGAUUAAUCGGAUAUUACCAAGAGAAUAUUCGUCAUAUCAAAUGAAUGGGAAAAUUGAUGGAGGGAGAAAUGGUACUACUACAUCUUCUGUGCGAAAUAUAAAGGGGUCAAAAGAAACUAAUCAACAUAAAGAUAUGAACGAAAGGAGUAGUGGGACUGAUACAUCUAACGUACCAAAAAAGACGUAUACUCCAAGUCAUAACGUAGAUCAUAACUUCAUUAACUUAGAAGAGCAAAAUAAAUGGGAGCACGUGGAUUUAUCAAACAUUCCUUUGUUAACGCUUCCCAAAAUACCACCACCUAUAUUGUAG
Messenger RNA from Plasmodium malariae, 16953 nucleotides. RefSeq names its product conserved Plasmodium protein, unknown function. The record is from RefSeq and is a predicted model, not a curated record. The coding region runs from base 1 to 16953 and encodes 5650 amino acids. Lineage: Eukaryota; Apicomplexa; Aconoidasida; Haemosporida; Plasmodiidae. The transcript is spliced from 2 exons.